Messenger RNA from Entamoeba invadens IP1, 125 nucleotides. RefSeq lists its product as hypothetical. The annotation marks the transcript as partial. NCBI's taxonomy places the organism in Eukaryota, Evosea, Mastigamoebida, Endamoebidae. The transcript has a single exon. The record is from RefSeq and is a predicted model, not a curated record.
AUGUCUCGUGAGAAGCAAAAAGACACAUACGAAGACGGAGAUGAAAGUGACGAAAAUGUCGAGGAAUAUCGAGAGUCUGACCCUAAUGAAGGGAAGACCGAAAACGACAAUUUAGUUUCUGAGAA